AUGGGGAAACCAAGCGUUGCCAAGAAGAGGAAAGGUCCUUCGAUCCAUUCGAGGGCUGCCAGACGAGAAACAUCCCCUAGCAUCGACACGGACAAGUCGCUGAAGGCGCUGCAGCCUCCCACGGGCGAGCGAGCCGAGACACGCCCUCCGUGCUCGCGGCCCGCCAAGGAGCCGGCGCGGAACGAGAAGGGCUUCGACAAGGCCGAGGCCAUCUCAGAGCGCAUCGCGGCGAGGAUCGAAAAGAGCGUGAAGCAGGGCAAGACAAUCCGCACCAGGGGAAAGACAUGGGACGAGGUCAACGAAACGCCGGGUGCUACGAAAUCCAAAAGUAAGAAGAAGAAGGGCAGCCAGGCGGGCCACGCCGAUGAGGGCUGGGAGACGGACGAGGACAUGGAGACGGAGGAGCCACCUGUUCGGUCCGCUGGCGCAUUCCAGGUUUUGGGCACUGAGGGUGAGGACGAGGACGGUGAUGAAGAAAUUCUUUGA
Messenger RNA from Parascedosporium putredinis, 486 nucleotides. The record is from the annotation of a GenBank genome assembly. NCBI's taxonomy places the organism in Eukaryota, Fungi, Ascomycota, Sordariomycetes, Microascales, Microascaceae.